GUGGUGUUCAGGGCGAAGCGAGGAAUCAGCUAUAUGGGCGACGUGGUGAUCGAUGAUGUCACCUUCCUGCACUGCGUCCCCCCCCCCUCCUCAGGUGACCCCUGCACACCUGAGCAGUUCACCUGCAGGAACCAGAACUGCAUCUCCCAGGAUCAGCUGUGUGACUUCAUCGAUCACUGCGGGGACCAAUCAGACGAGGAGCCCUACAUCUGCCAAGGUUUCAGUUCUCGCUGCAGCUUUGAGUUCGAUCUGUGUUCGUGGCGUCAGAGUGGAAUGGAUGAUUUUGAUUGGCUGAUCAAAGCGGGCAGCACUCUUACAGGCGGCACGGGGCCAAUCAGUGACCACACCCUCAGAGACCCCACCGGACACUACCUGUACCUGGAGGGCUCUUUCCCGCAGGCAGCAGGACAGUCCGCCCGAAUCUCAGGACCCCUGCUGAGCCGCCGCAGCGAACACUGCCAGGUGCGUUUCUUUGUGCACAUGUCAGGAGAAGGCAUCGGGACCCUCAGUGUGUUCAGAGGAGGUGAAGCACGAGGGUUUGAUCUGCUGGUGAACCUGACGGGGGAUCAGGGUCACGCCUGGCAGAGGAUGGAGGUCCAGCUGAGCCGCCAGGAAGAAGACUUCCAGGUGGUGUUUGAGGGCAAAGUGGGGAAAAACCCAAAGGGAGACAUCUGCCUGGACGACAUCAGCUUCUCCUCAGGGUGUCUGCUCGCUUCAGAAGAAGAAGAAGACAACACUCUUCCUCCUGCAGGCUCCUGUCCUCCAGGUUUCUUUCUGUGUGAAAAUGGCGGUUGCUUCUCUACGGCUCAGAGCUGUGAUUUCACGGAUGAUUGUGGCGACGGCUCUGAUGAAAUGCAUUGUGGGACUUCCUGCACCUUUGAGCACGGACGCUGUGGCUGGAAGAGCUCCGUGGCCGACAAUUUUGAUUGGACGCUGGGGAGGGGGUCUUUGAAAAGCAUCCGGCCGCCGAACGAUCACACGCUGAGCGACGAACGAGGUCAUUUCAUCUACCUGGAGGCCACACCUGUCGGCCUGAAAGGAGACAAAGCUCACAUCCGCAGCUCCGUUUGGAAACAGUCCGGCGCCAUCUGCAAGCUCUCCUUCUGGUACUACAUUUCCCACAAGGCACUGGGAACCAUCCGCCUGCUGAUCAAGACGGAGAACGAUCUGUGGGAGGCGUGGAACAAAUCGGGGCAUCAAGGGAACAAGUGGAACCGAGCUGAGGUUCCUCUGAGGAACCUGAGGAACUUCCAGGUGAUUUUUGAAGGGAUUCGAUCCAUGGACGUGAUCGGAGGAGCUUCACUGGACGACCUGGAGUUUAGAAACUGUUCCCCAAACGCUGUGCAGCCCCCCAGUUGUCCUGCCCUCUCAGACUUUGUGUGUGACAGUGGACACUGCAUCGAGUCUCACCUGGAGUGUGACAGCAAGGACGACUGUGAAGAACUGGAGAUAGGCGUCUGUGACUUCAGCAUGGGAGCAGCGUGGUGGGAACACAGCUGUGGGUUGGACCAGGACUCUGAGGAUGAUUUUGAUUGGUCGAUCGGUCGUCACAGUGAGACUCCAGGAGCCGGACCUCAGAGUGACCACAGUCCAGGUGGUGAUGGGAGCUUCCUGUACAUCCACUCAGCCUAUCAGAGGGAAGGAGACGUUGCCAAGGUGACGACCAGCCGUCCGUUUCCCGCUAGCGUCGGAUUGUGUCGUGUUCGAUUCUGGUUCUUCAUGCACGGAUCAGACAGGAUGGGAACGCUGAAGGUCUUCACUUCUGGUCCCAGUGGCUCCAGCCUGCUGAUGUGGGCGGCUGCUGGUAACCAUGGAAACCAGUGGAGCUACGCUAACGUUAUCCUCUCCAACCCAGCAGAGUUCACAGUCUCUUUCCAGGCGGAGGUGGGGGGGGACAUGUGGACGGACAUCGCUCUGGACGACCUCUCUUUCACCACAGAGUGCACAGCAGGAGGUCCGGUGACCCCCCAGCCCGCGACCUGUUCUGGGGACCAGUACCAGUGCUUGUUCUCCCAGUGCAUCCCAGAGAGCUGGAGGUGUGAUGGAGAGCUGGACUGUGGGGAUCAGUCUGAUGAAGACGAGUGUCCGGCGGUGGUUCCCGGGACUCUUCCUCCUCAGGAUCAGUGUGAAGACGGACAGUUCCAGUGUUUAAACGCUGUGUGUCUGCCGUCCGUCCUGCGCUGUGACGGCGUCUCCGACUGUCCACACGGAGAGGACGAGAACAGCUGCC
Molecule: messenger RNA, 2230 nt
Organism: Trematomus bernacchii (emerald rockcod)
Lineage: Eukaryota; Metazoa; Chordata; Actinopteri; Perciformes; Nototheniidae
Product: MAM and LDL-receptor class A domain-containing protein 1-like
Biological process (GO): nervous system development
Cellular component (GO): membrane
Molecular function (GO): protein binding
Source: RefSeq, a predicted model, not a curated record